Messenger RNA from Aricia agestis (brown argus), 1214 nucleotides. RefSeq lists its product as uncharacterized. The record is from RefSeq and is a predicted model, not a curated record. The coding region runs from base 1 to 1158 and encodes 385 amino acids. Lineage: Eukaryota; Metazoa; Arthropoda; Insecta; Lepidoptera; Lycaenidae. The transcript is spliced from 3 exons.
AUGCCGAAACGUUCGCGGACGUGCCAAGAGGAUUUGGAUCGACUUCUGAACAAAGUCCGAAAAUUAGAGAAGAAAAUUCGUGAGCGAGAAAAUGUUAACCCUGCGGUGGCGCGCGAUCAUGCGGAACAAGCCGCCGCCAAGCUGGCGCCAGCGUCGCCCGCGCCACCAUCUACCCUCACGAAUCAUGCGCCGACAGGUACAUACGGAAUCGAACCGUCCGACUGGUCUCAGUAUGACUUAGACCAGGUCAUUUACGAUCAAAACUAUGGAAAUAGUAUUAAUUUCCAAGAGGCAUUCGUCGAAGAUGUAGCAGAGACUCCGGAGGCUAAUUUCAUUGGAGAUGAUAACCCAGAACCAAUAACGCCACCUAUUAUAGUAGGCGAAAGUUCAGCCCUAGAUGCAGAUGCCCUCGAAAUCCUAGGUGACGAUCCGUCACUGACUGAAAAACAUGGUAAGGAAAUUAUUCCUGAACUGGCCUCGCGCCUUCAACACAUAGCAACCACAGGCAUUAGCUAUGAGAUGCGCAAGGAUUUAUUAUCAAAGUAUCUGAUCCCAUCUAACUGCUCUCAUAUUGACGCUCCAAAAAUUAACCCUGAAAUAAAAGCUGCUAUUCCAGAAACGGUAGCUAAAAAAGAAAAAGGAUUAGCUGUCAAACAAAAGCAAAUGGCACACGCCAUUUCAUGCCUAGGAGAAAUUUUAUCUAAUGAAAUGAAUUCUAAAAAUAAAAAUAAAGAAUCAUUACAAAAACUUAUGGACUUAGCGAGACUUUUGUGUGACAUUCAGCACAAUGAUUCAGUCACAAGACGGAAUUUUAUAAUAUUUUCUCUUAAGAAAGACGUAAAAGAACAUCUUUCCAAUACGAAGAUUGAUUCCUUUCUGUUUAGCGAAGCUCUACCUGAAACGCUAAAACAUGCCAAGACAAUCAAUAAAUCUAUUACUGAGCUUAAGGCAAAUACACCUGCCAAACCUAAAAAGCCAGUUACCUCUUCUAUGAAGCCUUUAAACCGCAAGCCCCCGGGUACAGCGUACAGGCCGCAGACCCAGCCAGGGAGGAACUACCAGCCUGCAGCCCCCCGCACGCAGCAGCCCGCGCACUCAUCCAAGACGUUAUCGCGUCAACCAGCAGCGAAAACAGCUCCACUGCGCCGCCGAUACUAAAUACACUCACGUCGGCUACACGAAUCAAUUACCCUGGUGGCAGCAGUCUUAUCCGG